Molecule: messenger RNA, 9314 nt
Organism: Portunus trituberculatus (swimming crab)
Lineage: Eukaryota; Metazoa; Arthropoda; Malacostraca; Decapoda; Portunidae
Gene: elgi
Product: E3 ubiquitin-protein ligase NRDP1-like
Exons: 8
Coding region: 249-1223 (324 amino acids)
Biological process (GO): tumor necrosis factor-mediated signaling pathway; protein K63-linked ubiquitination; regulation of canonical NF-kappaB signal transduction
Cellular component (GO): plasma membrane signaling receptor complex
Molecular function (GO): ubiquitin protein ligase activity; metal ion binding
Source: RefSeq, a predicted model, not a curated record
CAGGGGAGGAACAGGUACGGAGGGAGACCGAGGGAGGUGGAGGCAGGCUGAGGCUGGGAGAGGGUCGGUCGAGGGAGGAGAGAGGGAGUGUGGCUGUGGCAGUAGUAGCGAGCGCCGUCCACCUGGCACGCUGAAAGAGGCACCGUGGUCCUGCUAGUUGGGGAGCCAGCCGCCGGGACGAGCCAUGGUCAGUGUGUGUGCCUCCUGACCCCCUCCCUCCCCCCACCACCAUUGCAGAUUUUGAUGGUAUGGGUUUCGACUUGACACGAUUCCAAGGGGAGGUGGACGAGGAGUUGCUGUGUCCAAUCUGCUCCGAGGUGUUAGAGGAGCCCCUCCAGCUCCCCUGCCAGGCUCCCUCGUGUGAACAUGCCUUCUGCAGCGGAUGCAUCAAUGAGUGGCUCUCCCGACAACAGACUUGUCCUGUUGACCGCCAACCAAUCACUUCCUCACAACUUAAAUCAGUCCCCAGAAUACUACGCAGUUUGCUUUCAAAGUUAUACAUUUCCUGCGACAACAAACCCCACGGCUGCACCUCCAUUGUGAAGCUUGACGCGUUAACCUCACACCUGGAGGAGUGUGAGUUCAACCCCAAGCGCCCGGUGCCUUGUGAACAGGGGUGCGGCCUCAUUAUACCUAAGGAUGAACUAAAGGACCACAACUGUUUGCGUGAACUGCGAAGUUUAAUACAAAACCAGUCUGGCAAAAUAGCUGAACUACAACAGGAACUUGCAGAAAAUAAAUACCAGCUCAAUGAACAGAAGAGAGAAAUUCAACUCCUCAAGGAUUUCAUGCGUGCCAUGAGGAUCAGCAACCCUCAGAUGAGAGCAAUAGCAGACCAGAUGGAGCAGGAUGAGGUGGUGCGGUGGGCCAGCUCCCUAGCCCGGGCAAGAGUCACCCGCUGGGGUGGCAUGAUCUCAACUCCUGAUGCCAUGUUGCAGUCUUCCCAACAGGCUGUGAUUCGUCGGUCCCUGAGUGAGUCAGGGUGUCCGCCUCACAUAAUAGACCAGCUCAUGGAGAAUGCCCACGAGCGACGCUGGCCGCCGGGACUGUCCACGCUGGAGACUAGACAGGUAAUGAACCGGAGACAUUAUGAGAGCUACAUCUGCAAGCGAGUGCCUGGGAAGCAGGCAGUGGUGGUCAUGGCGUGUGACAACCGACACAUGAAUGACGACAUGCUGCUGGACCCCGGCCUUGUCAUGAUCUUCGCCCACGGUAUUGAGUGAAGAGCUUCUGGUGCUAGUAUGCAGCUUUUUGCUAAUGUAAGAUGAAGUGUCAGACCAUGUCUGAGAGAGUCUGUUACUUGUGGAGGACUGAAAAGCUCAGAAAUAAGCUGUGCUGUUUCUGUUUUUUGUGUGUGUUUGUGUGUGUCUGCCUGAAUGUUUGCAGAGUUCAAAAAGGAGGUUUUGGCUCCAUGGGAUUUGAAGAUUUGAAAAAACAUGAAUGGAAUUUAUGGAUUUUCUGUCUUGCCUAAAGAAAUAUAGUGUGCUCUAUCUUCUUUCAAUUUGACUGAGUUGCUUUGCAUAUCAUUUCAAGUCACACUUUACAUAUUGAUAAUUUUGGAAAAAUGGAAAACCACCAACAGAAACUACACAGAGUAAACAUGGAGAAUGACUCCACAGUUUUUUAUUGUUGCUGGUUAUUUGUGACAUUUAAUUUCAAAUCCUGGAUGCAGUCUUUUCUCUCACAUUCAAUAUCAAAGUUCCAGACAUGACUUGAGAAUUGAAAAAUUGUUAACGGCAUGGCAUGUCCCAUGUCCAAUGUUCUGUGCUAUCAAUAUUCCAUUUUGAGUUUCUGCCAUUGAAAAAAAUUACCAAAAAUGUUUAUAUUGAAGAAUGGUGGUUGGCAUGAAUUGGUUAUACAUAUUGAUGUGUCCUCAGUUCCACAAGGAAGCCUCCAGCCAUCCAGGAAAGCUAGCAGAAACACACACACUCAUGACAGUGUACACUUCAAUAGCAUACAGAACCACCUGCUCAUAAUUCAUACGCACAAAUGUUUACAUGUGGCAGUGGUUAAAGUGGUUGCAGUAUUGGGGUGUAGCGUGUGACACUAGUGGGAGGGAAGGGAUCUUGUGGGCAAUGCAUAGAUUGCAUUCAUUUGUUAUCUCUUGUAAGGGGAAAAUAAAUUACUACACUAGAGAAGAAAUUCAGUGCCAAAGGUGACAUGAAGGAGGGACACCUUGGGUGACUCCUGCAAUAACUUUAUGAUGAAGGCUUUCCUCGAUCAAAAUUUCAAGUACCACACAUAAUGGUACCAGGUUAAGAAGGAUAUAGGCAAGUGUGUGUGUGUGUGUGUGUGUGUGUGUGUGUGUGUGUGUGUGUGUGUGUGUGUGUGUGUGUGUGUGUGUUUAUGUAUAUGCACAUGUGUGUGUGUGUGUGUGUGUGUGUGUGUGUGUGUGUGUGUGUGUGUGUGUGUGUGUGUGUGUAUGCAUGCAUAUGGUGCAAUGCAUGCAUGCACAGUCAACUAAUGCCAAUCUCUUACCUAGAGCUAUGUUGACAUGUUUUGUAUAUAAUGUCCAGAUAGUGUACAUAAAGUCUCAUUAGUCGGCCAGCACUACAUACAUUGCAUAGUGUGGCGGUCAUUCCCCCGGCACUUAUUUAAUUGGUGUGCAGUGAGGAUGCUCAGUGGUAACAGCCCAAGUUGUGCAGGUCAACCCAGCAACUUACUGCAAUGGAGGUUGUGAACUUUUUAUGAAGGUACAUUGCUCCAGCAGUACACUGUAUGGAAGUAGAAUUGUGAAGCCUGAAAUAUUGAACACCUUUUGAGUAUUACUUUACAUAUUUGUCAUGAAGGUUUCACCUCAUGUAAAUGUCAUACUUAACUAAGGUGUGUAUUUCCAUAGAGGAGAAUAGGAUGUUGAUGAGCAUGUAUCAGUUCUUGCAUCAAACAACUCUCCUUGUGUGUUACUGCUGACUGUACAUUUAAUUCAUGUAUAUGUGGCACUGAAUUGAAAUGUUUUGAUAUUACCAUAUCAUCUGUAACAAGAUGAAAUGGCAUAUACUUCGUGUAUUAUGUUCUCCAUCAGAUGGAGAGGAUUUUUGGCCAGAUUCUUAAACAGUACCUUCCACCUUCAAUGAAGGCUACACAGUGAUGUGGCCUUUGUGGUAGUCCUAUUCUUAAAUGUUGCCCUCCCUUCCUUGCUCCCUUCCGUCUCAAAGGUAAUGGAGGUGGUGUAUUGGUAAAGCUGUGCAUCUCUCUUGUCCGAGAAAUUAUAAAAUUAUUAAUUCAUCGUGAUUUGUCACAUGAUAUUAUAUGCCAGAAACAUUAUCCCAUAUUCAUACAUUAAUUUUUAAUGCAUUUAACAAAAUAAACCAUGAGUAUAAUUUGGUGGUAGUUGGUGGCAGUGUUUGCUUACCGUCACCUCAGCUGCCAGCCAUGCAGUCCUGACCUGACUUGACUUGACUUGACCAGUCCAGACUACGCUGUCUCACCGUUCCACCACAGGCAACAUGGAAAAUUUUAUGAAGAGAACCAGCCCUAUUACUGCUAGAGAGUGAUUCAUUAUUAGACUUGGUGAGCCAGGAAAAGUGCUACUAAAUAAAAGCACAGAUGGCCCUAACACAGGAGAGAAUUACCACUUCAACUGUGCAGCCUAUGGGAAGAGAGCAGUCCACCAGCUAUCUACAUAAAUGGGUACUUACAAAGCAAUAAAGACAUGCUACUGAUUGUACGCUAAGUAGAAUUCUGAUACAAAACUUGGGAGAUGGAGAUGCGAUGAUUGAAGCUGGCGGCGGCAGCAUUGUUGUUGACAGUUGUUUUUUCUACUUCCUGGGUUUAAUUCUGAUUAUAAUUUUUGUAAAUUAGGCUAUUUGAACAAUAACAUAUAUAUUUUUGUUUCUAAAAUCAUUCAAUACAUAAAAAUUAAUAAUAAUAAGUAUUUAGGAAAAAUUUAUGCAAAGGUAAUGACGAAGACAUGGGUCUUGGUUCACCUUCGCCUGAGCAUUGCCUUCCCAAGCCGUGGGAAGAUGGCGUUCACUUUUAAGAAUACUGAUUUUUCCCGGAUGGUAUCCUUCAAGUGGUGAAGGUGGAAGUUAGUAAUUAAGAAAUCUGACUGUUUGUACCUAAAGUUUUAAAGAAAAUACUAAUGUAUGAGUGAGCAAUACCAUUGUCAUUCUGAUGCAGUAAAGCUUAGAAAAGAAUUUCACGAUUACUGGAUGGUCUUGUUAUUUAUACUUGAUAGCAUUCUUGGUGCAGCACACUAACUGUUUAUUUGUAGAGAAAACUACAUCCUACAGCCUGGCUUUCUUUUAUUGCUAAAUAUCUUUUUUUUUCUGCUUUGUUAUUGUAGUGCUUAUUGUGUCAUAUUGUCAUAUUGUCUCCCCCUUGUGCUUCUUGCCUCUCCACCUACACUAUUCACCAUCCAAACUGUUCAUCCUUUCUCCACAUUCUCCUUGCAUGCAUCAUCUAUCCUACUCCCACCUUUCCUUCACUUUAAACAGUAAACAAAAUCAAAUUAUGCCCACAGACCACAUGAUUACCACAAUGAUGGUGUCCAAUGGUGCACAAGGUGCUACAUAUACACUCUCACACUAUUCAGAUACCUUUUGUUAACAGAAAACACACUAUUAAGCUUCCUGCAGUAACGUGUGUAUUUUCCUAGUUGUAGUUUUACAGGACCUGGGCUUUACGCUCGUCUGGCCCCGUCUCCGUGUGUGUGUGUGUGUGUGUGUGUGUGUGUGUGUGUGUGUGUGUGUGUGUGUGUGUGUGAAAUAACUGUCAUUUGGUUUUUACUAUCUAGUGCUGGCUGUGAGGUGGUUUAUUCCAGUUCUGUUGUGAUGUGUGAUUGUGGUGUGACAGAAACCAUUAUUGUUCACUCCUGCAAAGCCUUUAUAUUAUUCUUGUAACAUUCCUCAUUUCCAUGCACUGUCCAGCAAUGACAUUAUCUUGGUCUGAGACACUCCUAUGUGCUGCCCAGAAGUUAUAAUUUACUACUUAGAACUUUAUGAUGCAUUCUCAAUGUAAAAUAUUUUUUGUUUGAACAGAAAAUAAGUCAGUUGAAGAUUUGAGAGAAACAAGUAUACUAAACAUCUCAGUCUCUAGUGUUUGCAGUAGUGAGCUGGUAUGCACCACACAUCAUUCCUGUGUGCCAGUGUUUCAUCUUGGCAGUAAUGUAGUCUUUUCAACACAAGAUAUUCCUGCAGUAUGCACAGAUGGUAUUUAGUUAUUCCCACAUACGUACAACUUGCUACAUUCAUACUGCUGGAAGCACACCUCCAGUACAUGAUGGCAAUAUGUUCCUCUCAAAUGUUGCUGGCAGAGUAUUGAUAUGCCUUACUCACUGAUGCUGUAAGAUUAUCAAAUAACUAUCUAACAUAGUUUACAAAACUUGAAACUUUUCUAUGUGAAGCAGAAAGGGAAAAGAAAGGAGUUUGUUUAGUUCCCCUUGUUUAUGUUUUGUACUCUUUAUGUAUACUGUAGAUGUGCUGCUGCACCACAGGUGUCUUGCUUCUUACACAUUAAGUGCUCAUGUAAUGCCUCGGUGCUUCAUAGAACUUUGGUUAUGAUCAUUUACAAAUCUCAUUUUGUAGGAAUUGUAUGUAUUUUCAGUCACUUGGUGAAUUCUGACCAAUAACAGUCUUAGAAAUACAAAGUCUCUCUGAGGCAUUUAAGGCGGCUUAACCUUAAAAUGCUUUAUAAUUAUGAGGAAUACAUGGUGUUGUUGGUUUUGUAAAGUUUUGCUUGAGUUAUGCCAUGCCUUGGGAGAGAUGCCAGGCAGUCCCUGAGGGAGGCUGACCAACCAGGGAGAAUCAAAUACAUGCUGAUGUAUACACACUGAGAGUGUGGUAAAAAACUUCAAGUGGAAAUUAAAAAGGAAACUAAAUUAUUUAUUGCACAGUGACAGUGAAAAGUUUUUCCAUUGAUUGUGGAAAUGCAUCUCUACAUGUGCAAUAAUACCUAUUUGGCAAUUGUACAAAUUAUUGGUAUAUUAGUUCAAUCCUGUAUUUAGAAAAAAAGGUUUAGUAGAUUUUUUUCUUUUCUUUUUCUUUGGUGUGUAUUCAUAACAUUGUGUAAAUGUAUUGGAAUUUAGCAGCUGAUUGAUGUUCUUAUAUUAGGUAUUGUGAUGUUUAAAGCUGUGAUUUAUUAUGUUUUAGUUAAAAUAUAUUAGAUGUUGACAGUAGGAUAUUUACCUGAAUAUCCAAAGGAAGUGUUAUGGUGUUAUGAAAGAAGAGUUCCUCUGUACAUAGCCUUAGACUUGCAUUAGAGUGUUUGCCCUCAAGGGAAAACUGCAUCAGGCAGUGAUCUCAGCUGUGACAAAGACAAAACUGACUUGAGGCAAAUGUGCACGUAUCUUGAACUGACCUGGAACUUUGAAGAUAAGAUAUCAGUUAUCACCAUACCAGAACUGUCAAAAUACAAAUGACCCUUCCACACAGGCCACACAAGGGCUAGAAUAGCACACUGCAAUGGAGAACACAUGUUGCACCACACUAGUGGUUGAUCAAGAGGGCCAAGAAUGAACAGAAUCCAAACCUAAAUUACACUUGCCAACUUUGUGAACAGAAAAAAGAGGAAGUUUGCACUGUUAUGUAAUAUUGAGUAUCGUGCACCUCUAGCUGAUGCAGAGAAAGGAAGUGUUUGGAUGGAAGUGGAAUAGCAGCUUAGCAAUUAUUAGUGUGAUGCUCAAGAUGUUGCACAGGUUAUGUAGAACAGUGGCACGUAGUAGUAAAAAUAAUGUUGGGCACAUUUUCUGUUACAUAUUCAUGAAUGAAUUUAUAUUGUAUGUAUUUAGGUUACUGCUCAUAACCCUUCAUUUUGUAGCUUUCACUAGUUGUACUUAGAUAGUGCUAGAGUGCAUAGCCCUUGUCUCCUCCCUGAGUUUUGUACUUUCACAGUUCCUGCAGUUGAAUCAAGACUUAUUUAUUGCAGAUCCGUCCCACGUUAGCUUUUCAAUACCAGUAGGAGAAUAACUUCAGCAAUAGUUCUUAGCUUUACUCUUACAGUGAGUCUUUAGGAGUUUAUCUGGGGCUGGUGAUAACCUUGCUAGUUAGUGUGAAUGAGUCCUUGACAUUUCUGUACUUCAAGUAACUUAAAUUUUAUUUGCCACAUGUGCCAAUACUGUAAUUAUGUACAUUUCAUGAAAACUUGAUGCAACAAAUAUAUAUUUUUCAAUUGCAAAAGCUGAGAAUCUAGACUUUGAGGUAGUCUUUCAAAACUACAGUGUUUCAUCUCCGUUAACCAUGCACUGACUGCAUCUCUUAUGAAUGCCAUACUAUACUUGUUGCUGGUGUAUUCUCAGGUGGUAUAAGUGAAGGAAAUUAAUACCUGUAUAUAUCCAACCUUGUAAAUUACUUGCUAUCUUUUAUUCACUCAGUAGCAAUGUUAGUGUAAACAUGAACCACACACGCACUCCCAACACCCGACACCCCGCAGCUGCAGCGACCAGCGACUGGGUGAAGUAUUAAUGUGCCCCCUAACUGCACCGAGUGACUAGCAAUGUCUUUCCAGUGAAAAAAAAGAAAAAAAAUAUUGUGCAAGGACAUUUCUAACCUGCUUACAUACACAUAGAUGCUCUACUUGUUGUCAUAAGAGUCUACAGAUGUGCUUGUAUAAAACACUAGCCUCUCUCAAAGUCAUGCAAGGUUUCUGAUGCUCAACAUCCCUUCUUCUGUGUCUCAUUCUCUAAGAAGUACAAAAUACUAGAGGAUGUCAAAGUGGACCCAUCACAUGUUUGCAUUUUCCAACUGAGUUCUUCUUACUGAAGGGUUAUAAGAAGAGCUGGAGUGUGUUUAUAUUUGAAAUAUUGUGUUAUUUCUAGGAAAUAUCUGUUGGUGAGAUAUUCUUGCCCACAAUUACGCUGGAAACACCACUCAAGCUUACAUGAAUACCGAGUGGUGGACGUGCAUUCCAGGAUGACCGAAACAUUCCAUUUAACAUUCUACAAAGCUGAUCAAAAUGCUGCUGUUUAUUAAGAAGAACCAUACUGACUUACUCAGUACAGUCUUGUUAGAUACUGAUUAACUAUUUACUUGUGCAAACUUUUAAAUUUGAUUUCUAAUCACAAGCUCAUGAUGUGAAAUGUUUGAUUUUAUGGUUAUUGUUAUUACUAAUUGUCAUUAUUACUGUUAUUAUUAUUACUAUUAUUAUUAUUAUUAUUAUUAUUAUUAUUAUUAUUAUUGCUACUGUUGUGUGAAUCUCAUGAAGUACUUUUCUGUGAGUUAUGAAAUGCUUGUAUCAUCAAAGGAAGUUGUACAGUAGAACCUCAGAACACAACAAUCUUUGAGCUUAAUACUUCUCAAUAUUCUAUUGACAUGUUCCAACACUCCUCAGUGACACACACACACACACACACACACACACACACACACACACACACACACACACACACGAAAACUUGAUAAAAACUAAUUCCCACAAGGACUGAACUUAAAAUAAAAACAUUAGUCCAACUCAAGACUUUAAUGAGGUUCUACUUCUUACAGUCUGAGAAGAGGAAUUUCUGCACACAUCUCAACAAUUGGGUUUUAAUUACAGAAUUACACCUGUCUCACUGUCAGACAAAACCAGUUUAAUUUACAUCAGUGGCACAUACUGCAUACUUCACUGUCAAAUACAUAGUUAUUACUACGAACACGGUUAUUUUUACAUAGGUCACAAUGGGUUAAGUAAAAGAAAGAAGUGAUUAUAGUGAACAUUUGCAUUUGGUUGCUUUCAUUACAAGUUGACACAGUAAUCACUUACAAACAAAAAUGAAACUUGCUGCUAUUACUGACCAGACAGGAAGAAAAUGGUUCUAUCUGUCAAAGUGAGACAAGUGGUUCUGUUGGUUUACUGUUUUCUUAUGUUUUGGGUUUGGCAGAUAAAUUAUUACUGUCAUCUUUAUCUGUCAGUUAAUUGCACCCAUUCCAUAAACAUCAAAGAAGUCAGAUGAAUGGUAAAAACAAGACUAGAUAUUUGGCCAAUUGGAGUUUUGUGUUUUUUUUUUUUUUUUUUUUUUAAAGAAUGUACAUAAUCAUUCACAAAAAAAAGUGAUUUCUUAGACCCAUGUUAGAUGUGGAGUAAUAUUUUGUGAUAUUGUAGACUUAAAAAGAAACUGCUGUAAAGAAUGCUGCUGAUCUCAACCCUUACUGCUGCCAGUGUCUUGGGAACAUCUGGCAAGUUUUUUUUUUUAAUUAUCAUUUUUUGCUACUUCUCACUUAGAAAUGCUGUACGAAAGUUCAUUCAAACUAAUAAAAAAAAAGUAUGAACGACAGCUAGUUUCCUGUUCUUUCAAAAAUGUUAAUUAUUAUUAUUAUCAUUGUUUUAGACUAAGGCGAUGAAACUUGGAACACCACGUUUCUUAAUGCCAGUGAAUAUGAAAUAAAUAUGUACAAAUUGAA